Morchella sextelata is the source of this 1566-nucleotide messenger RNA. RefSeq lists its product as uncharacterized. The record is from RefSeq and is a predicted model, not a curated record. Gene Ontology annotation, molecular function: protein kinase activity; ATP binding. Gene Ontology annotation, biological process: protein phosphorylation. The transcript has 3 exons. Lineage: Eukaryota; Fungi; Ascomycota; Pezizomycetes; Pezizales; Morchellaceae. The coding region runs from base 1 to 1566 and encodes 521 amino acids.
AUGGCAGAUUUGGCACUGGGAAUACCGGGUCUUGUUGUCCUCUGCAUCCAGGCCGGGCAACGCAUCCUCGAAAAGUGCCGUACCUUCAAGAACUACGAAACCGAGCUCGCCGACCUCUCCCUCAACGCAGAGGCGCAAUGGCGCCAGCUCGAAGAAAAGAUCGAAUUCAUCGCCAUAAUCGAGUCUUCCCUCGAGCCCGGCGACCGCGACCACUACGAGCGAGUCAUCACAACUCUCAGAGGAAAACUCGACGAUAUUAGAGCCCGCAUCGACAGCAUUCCCGAAAAGGCUUCGGGCUUCCUCACGAAGCUCAGGUCGGCCUUUAGAGCCGGAAAGGGCGGGUUUAGGAAGCUAAAGCUCGCGAUUAAGGAGUUUAUGGAGCUGCACCAGAUAUUGCUGCCGUCGUUUUAUCUGCUGGCGCGCGUGCACGGGAAUGAGGUAGAGCAGCGGAUUAAGGACGGGCCGGCGAAGAACAGCGCGUCGAUAUCGACGGUGAAGAGCCUGCGGAAGGCAAGGGCAGACCUGGAGCUGACCGGCGGGGGCGGGAGGUCGGCAUCGCCAGGCACGGAGGAGCGCAUGAAGCAGACGAAGAAGGAUAUCAAUAACGCGGUGAAAUACGGUGGCGCGGACAACACGUACUGGACGGAUCGGGGGUCGAUCAAGUUCACACCGGUGCAGACGCACGAGUCGCGGGAGACGAACCGAAUGGUGCUGAUCGACUCGAUACCGUGUGAUGGCCGGGACCGCGGCGCCGUAAACGUCAUAAAGGACCUACAGGGGCUUGCGCUGGUGCUGCAGGCGAUUAAAGACCCACUGACGCUUGGGAUGCUGUCGUGUGCGGGGAUUACCAAGGUGUACGGCAAAGACGGACGGCUGGUGACGAGCUUGGAGAUGGUGCUAGAGGUGCCGAAGGAGCUGCGGAACCCAAGGUCCUUCAGAAGCCUGCUGUCCGGCGGCGCAGAGAUAGACUUUAGUAUCAGUGAGAAAGUCAACUUUGCGAAGCAGCUCGCGCGCACAGUCUCGUUUGUGCACUCUGCAAACUUUGUGCACAAGAACUUCCGGCCCGAGACGAUCAUCGUAUUCGACACGCGCGGGACUGACUACCCGCGCAUCGGCACGCCGUUCCUUGUGGGCUUUCAGAAGUUCCGCGUGGCAGUCGGCGGGAAUACGGCGAAACUGGGCGACACGAACUGGGAGAAGAACAUCUACCGGCACCCGGAGCGACAAGGCGAGUUCCCCGAGGAGGUGUACCGCAUGGAUCACGAUGUGUACAGUCUUGGUGUGUGUCUGCUGGAGAUUGCGCUGUGGAAGUCGUUUGUAGUUUAUGAUGAGGCGGGUGGCAACCCGAGGGCGCACCCAGAGAUGGAGAGAUUGACGCAGAUGAAUGGGUGGGAUGUGAGGGAUGAGUUGGUGAAGAUGGCGAAGGAGUUGAUCCCACUGAGGUUGGGGAGUAUGUUUAUGGAGGUCACGGUGGCGUGUCUGCAGGGACUGGGAAGCUCGGAAAUGUCGCCAGAGAUAAGCUUUAUUGAGAAUAUCUUGGGCAAGUUAAACCAGAUAACGAUGUAG